Messenger RNA from Parnassius apollo (apollo), 482 nucleotides. NCBI's taxonomy places the organism in Eukaryota, Metazoa, Arthropoda, Insecta, Lepidoptera, Papilionidae. The record is from the annotation of a GenBank genome assembly.
AGGCUGAAAAAGAAAAUAUCCCACAGAAUAAACAGCUUCCAAGCACUGAACUUGAGAGGAACGCUACGGCGAUGCUUCAGGAAGCAGGAUUAGCCGACAUGCAAACAUGCGAACCCAUAGAAGUGGAAACCCUCACUGAAUCAUCUGGAACGCCCCUGGGUAGUCUGGACAGGACUAAAGUUUCACUUGGCGACUCUGAACGGACUACUGAUUCCAAGAGAUUUAUACUUGACCAAUGGGGAACCGAGGGAACAAUGGUGAAAAUCUUACAAAAUAUAAAGGAGGGGACAAGACCGAUUACUAUCCAUAAGUUAAUAAUGAACGGCCCAACAACACCGGGAAAACAUAAUAUCAUAGCAGCGCGCUGUUUCUCUUCCGUACUCAAAUUGAAGCAAUGUGGCUUCAUCCAAGUGCGUAAAGACCCACAAACUUUGGAAAUUACGGACAUAUUUUUGGGACGGCAAUUCGAUAAAAUAAUGUAA